This is a messenger RNA of Manihot esculenta (cassava), 3298 nucleotides long. Its product is annotated as G-type lectin S-receptor-like serine/threonine-protein kinase At1g11410. Lineage: Eukaryota; Viridiplantae; Streptophyta; Magnoliopsida; Malpighiales; Euphorbiaceae. The transcript is spliced from 7 exons. Gene Ontology annotation, biological process: protein phosphorylation; recognition of pollen. The coding region runs from base 701 to 3130 and encodes 809 amino acids. Gene Ontology annotation, molecular function: ATP binding; protein serine/threonine kinase activity. The record is from RefSeq and is a predicted model, not a curated record.
UCAUUAAAGUCUUUAAUAGUGUUUAAAAUGACUAAAUUGUUAUUCUUUCUUCUCUUUCAUGUUUGUAGAGGGACGAGGAGGAGCAAUUGCCAUUCACCUGGAAACUGUAACUUCUUCGAUGUAUUUUCAUCUAAACGAAGGUUCUCCUCUCUCUCAUAGUUUGUAAUAUUGCAGCAAGUUGUUUCUGUUAGUCAAUUCCGGUAUAUUUAGGCUGUUAAGUUGUGUAGGAGAGGAUGGGUAAGUGCCCUUGAUUGCGUUUAACAGAUGUGUUGGGUUUCUUGGAAUUCUACUCCACAUGUUCGACGAAAUUUCGCAACAAUAAAUUUUUGGGAGUUUGCUGUUUAUCACUUAGACACAGGAAGACUAUUAAUACAGCUUCACUUUCUAAUAGGGUUGAUAUUGACAACCGACCAAAUCAAAACCUUUGCUUAGUCUAACGUUUGACACUCUUUUCAAAUUUUAUAUACAUAUAUGUGUUUAUAUAUAUAUAUAUAUACCCUUUUUGUUAAAUAUUGAAUUGAUAGGCAAUGCUCUGGCCUACUGGAAAAAGAAAAAUCAUACUUGUUCUUUAUGUUAUUUAUAAAUUUGUAAAGCUUCUAUCGACUUGUCACAACUCUUAUCUCAUUGUGGACUUCUAAAUUAAAAAUGUUAGCAAAUCACAAUAUAAGAUUCGUUUCAAUGAAUAGCUGUAGAAACAAAUAUGGAUUCGCAAAAGUUAUUUUUGCAAACUUUUCUUCUAGUCCUCAGUUUCACAUUUUCUUCUUCCCUAGACACCAUAACUGUAAACCAACCAAUUGAAGAUGGGAACCUAUUAAUCUCUAAUGAAAAUAAGUUUGCUUUAGGAUUUUUUAGCCCCAGAAAUUCCAAGUAUAGAUAUCUUGGUAUCUGGUACCACAAUGUCCCACAGCAAACUGUUGUUUGGGUAGCAAAUAGGAAUCAUCCAAUCAAUGGUUCUUCAGGAAUUCUAUCAGUUGAUAAGCUUGGGAAUCUCAUUCUUUAUAGCAAUCAUAACCAGAAAGUUCCAGUAUGGUAUACAAGCGUCUCAGUUGAAGUGAGAGGAACUUGUGUAGCUCAGCUUCUAGAUUCAGGAAACUUGAUUUUGAUCCAAGUAAGUAGUAAAAAAGUUAUAUGGCAAAGCUUUGAUCAUCCAACAGACACUGUGCUACCAGGAAUGAAAUUGGGUGUGAAUCAAAAUACAGGUAUGUUCUGGUUUUUAACAUCUUGGAGAUCACCAGAAGACCCUGGAAUUGGAAACUUCUCAGUUAAGGUAAACACGAUAGGAACACCACAAUUCUUUCUUUACAGGGGUACAGUCUAUUAUUGGCGAACCACUAUGUGGCCAAUGACAUCUUAUGGAGAUGUGUGGACCUAUAGCGUUAUCAACAAUCAAGAUGAGAUUUACAUGGCUUACACUCUAACUGAUGCUUCUAUUAUCUUCAGAAUAGUAUUGGACUAUUCAGGAGUUAUCAAGAAACUAGUAUGGCACGAAAAGAUUGGAAAAUGGAAGGAAUUCUGGUCUGUACCUAGUUCUGUGUGUGAUAUAUAUGGACAUUGUGGUACCUAUGGAAUAUGUUAUCCUAAUUUUGUUGGAAAAUUUGAGUGUGAUUGUUUACCAGGGUAUGAACCCAACUCCCUGAGGGACUGGAAUAUUCUAAGAGAUGCAUCUGGUGGGUGUAUCAGGAAACAACAAGAUUCUUCCUCAAUAUGUGGCCAUAGGGAAGGAUUUAUCAAAGUGGCGCAUGUUAAACUACCUGAUACUUCAGCAGCAGUUUGGGAGGGCACGAAUAUGAGUCCUAUGGACUGUGAAAAAGAAUGCAGGAGGAAUUGUUCGUGUUCAGCGUAUGCGAGCAUAGAUAUUGCUGGGGAAGGGACUGGUUGCUUAAGAUGGUAUGGCGAAUUAAUGGACACUGUAAAUAAUAUGAAAGAUGGAUAUGAUAUUAAUGUUCGUGUAGGUGCACUUGAAUUAGAGAUUGCGCAAAAAUCAAGUGGUUUUCCAGAUGGCGAGGAUACAUUGGCUGUUUUAAUUGUUUUUGCUAUUUCAGCUUGGUUUAUCAUCAUUUUCUUUGCAUGUUUAUGGCUAAAGAAGAAGAAGAAGAUAAAAGGGGCGAGGAACCAAUGGAAUGAAAGAUUGCUUGAUGCAAUUGGUGAUGCAUGCUACAAGAAUACCUUGUUGAGAAAUGACGUUGAAGGUAGCAUGAAUCCUUCGGCCAUUGCAUUUUUUAAUCUCCAUACAAUGCUUGUUGCAACCAACAACUUUUCUCAAGCUAAUAAACUUGGAGAAGGUGGUUUUGGCUUGGUUUAUAAGGGAGAACUCUCUAAUGGACAAGAGAUCGCUGUAAAAAGGCUAUCCAAAAAUUCAGAUAAAGGAAUAGAAGAAUUUAAAACUGAGCUUAUGUUGAUUGCAAAGCUUCAACAUAAGAAUUUGGUGAAACUCCUAGGAUGUUGCAUUCAAGGAGAAGAAGUGAUGCUAGUUUAUGAAUACUUGCCAAACAAAAGUUUGGACUUGUUUCUUUUUGAUGCAACUAAAAGUGUUGUCCUAGAUUGGAGAAAACGCUUUGAUGUUAUUGUUGGAAUUGCUCGUGGGAUCUUAUACCUUCACCAAGAUUCCAGGCUGAGUAUUGUUCACAGAGACUUAAAAACUAGUAACAUUCUAUUGGAUGCGGAAAUGAAUCCAAAAAUUUCAGAUUUUGGCCUAGCUCGAAUAUUCAAAAGUGACCAAAUUCAGGAUAAGACAGAAAGAAUCGUUGGAACAUUUGGUUAUAUGUCACCAGAAUAUGUGGUAUUUGGAAAGUUUUCAGCAAAGUCUGACAUCUUUAGUUUUGGGAUCAUAUUAUUUGAGAUCAUUACAGGGAGGAAAAAUAAUAGCUAUUGCCAAGAGAGUUCUUCCCUAAGCAUGAUUGGACAUAUAUGGCAUUCAUGGAGAGAAAAUAGAGCAUUGGAGAUAGUGGAUUCCUCUAUAAGGGAGUCAUGUCCUUUUGAUAAAGUAUUGAGAUGCAUUCAAAUUGGACUCCUAUGUGUGCAAGAAAAUGUAACAGACAGACCAAUGAUGUCGACUAUCAUUUUAAUGUUGAAUUGUGAAAUUACUCUUCCUUCUCCAAAACAACCUGCAUUCAAUUUUAGGAAGUCAUGAAAAUUCUAGCUUCUUAGCAAUGAGAGGAAGUUUUUGUUCUGUUGAUGAUAAAACAAUUACUGAAGUUGUAGAUUGCUGAAUAUAUUCUCAUCAAUUAUGCAUCAACUUUUAGCAUGGAAAUGUUUAUUAUGAUAUACAAAUGGAUUUGUGCGAGUUCGUUUGGACUGA